UCCUCAGAAGCAACUCCACCAAUCUUUGAUUGGGUAGAAGAAGAAUUCCUAAAGGCUCACAAUAAUCCAACAAAGAGUGUUGGUGUUCUUCCUUUGGAAUGGAAUGCAAAAUUAGCCGCUUAUGCAUAUGAUUGGGCUACUCAGCGCAAGGAGGAUUGUGAUCACAUGCAUCAUUCUUCUGGCCCAUAUGGAGAGAACAUCUUCAGGCAACAAUACAAAGAUUCAACUCCAGCUGCUGUUGUACAGAAAUGGUAUGAUGAGAAGAAGAAUUUCGAUGAGCUGAACAAUUUUUGCAAAUGCCAGCCAAAAACAGCAGGAUGUCAAUAUGGCCAUUAUUUAAAUGUACUAUGGAAGACUACAACAAAAGUUGGAUGCAGUGGCACCAAUUAUUGCGAUGACCAAAAGGGUGUUUAUUAUGUUUGCUCAUAUGAUCCUAUUGGUAAUUAUAAAGGUGUUCAUCCUUUGAAUCCUGGUGAUAAUUUAACAACUAAUUCCAUUAGCUCUUGAAGUAAUUAGCGGACACUAGGUGCGCGUUAAUCCUUCAAUUUUAUGUUUUAAUUAUUUUUUGUGUAUGCUUGAUAAAUAAAUAAUGAUGUUUGAUUCUGUAAUCACAUUAUUGUAAGGAUUGUUUUUCUUCCCGUCUCACCUGAUAUUUUG
Lycium barbarum (goji berry) is the source of this 657-nucleotide messenger RNA. Its product is annotated as pathogenesis-related protein PR-1-like. The annotation marks the transcript as partial. The record is from RefSeq and is a predicted model, not a curated record. The transcript has 2 exons. NCBI's taxonomy places the organism in Eukaryota, Viridiplantae, Streptophyta, Magnoliopsida, Solanales, Solanaceae. Gene Ontology annotation, cellular component: extracellular region.